This is a messenger RNA of Lobosporangium transversale, 2985 nucleotides long. RefSeq lists its product as hypothetical. The transcript has 2 exons. The record is from RefSeq and is a predicted model, not a curated record. NCBI's taxonomy places the organism in Eukaryota, Fungi, Mortierellomycota, Mortierellomycetes, Mortierellales, Mortierellaceae. Bases 1 to 2985 code for a protein of 994 amino acids.
AUGCCUCGAGCUAAUGGUGAUUCGUCUACUCAGCCUGAAGGGUUCUAUCGAGGCCAUCCUAUAGUGCCAACAGAAUCUUUCGUGAUACCCACACAUGAUCAGUACCCUCCUGACUCGCUUAUUCUGUUUGGUGGAACGGCGACACAUUCAGAGGGAGGACUCUUCCGAAAGGAUGCAAAAGAGUACUUGAUGCUUACCAACUCAAGCUUGCUCAAGUACAAGACAAUGGAGAAGGCUUCCAAGGUCUUUGGUAACCACUCUGUCUGGUCUUCCUCUUCGGGACACCAAAUCUUAACCCCUCAACAGAUCAGCCAGAUCACGAAAGACCAUCGUAUCUUAUCGCUUAACUCCAUUGUCGGUGUUUACGCUCACCAGUCACCAGGCAAUGACGUUCAAAUCAUUAUCGAGUACUUAGUUUCAAUCUCAGCCCAACCAGCAACAAUGCAUUUUACUCCAUCUCCAGAGCAGGCCGAGCCAUGGCUCAGGGAGCUGCGUCAAGGAUGCAAUUAUUAUGCAUCUCAGGCAGGAUUAGUCUCCAAAGGCACUCGUCAGCGGCAAUGGGUGGUAGAAAAGAUGCAGGAUGACUUUAUCGCUCUUCCCACUAGCGUUGCAGAGAAUCAUCCCACAGCGUUGGCAGCUGGAGGUAUGUGGCGAGCCUACUUCAGAAGCCAGAAUAUCAAAGGCGUACCUGUACAGGAAAGCGGCACCACACCAGAUACUAAAGUUGCAUUAGAGGGCAAAGUAGUGGUGGUUGCCGUUGGAAACUCUUAUAUCCACAUAAUGCCUCACAAUCUCGGGAACGGGAGCACAAAAGAUGAUAUGAAAGAUGAGCGCACGAUCCUACAAUACCCACUGCUGACCGUCAGAUCCAUCCAUUACAAAGAAAAAGACGACACUUUCACAAUCUGCUUUGGAACAACUCUUCGUCAACGGACAGUUGUUAUCACGUUUGCUUCAGCUAGAGCACGUGAAAUCAUUAUUGCCAUCCGCGCUAGAAUUGAAAGUCUUCGAUGGCUGUAUCCCUUGCAGAGAAAAGGCGUUGACUUGUCCAUGUCUGAAGAACUCUCUCGACCCAUUCCUGUACCCUCAAAAGAAUAUAUGGUUGAUCUCGGAUUCGAUGAUCUAUUGAGAGCCGAAUGUUACGCCAUGGGUGUCGAUCGGAAGGUUUUUAAUAACGUAAAGGUAGAUGGCUUUAUCCUCACAGUGGGCAAGGCUGGUGAUACAUCAGAGACCAAGCGCGAUUACAGCGUGGAUGAAAUGAAGUGUCUCUUUAGAGCUCUUCGAUUCAACACUACAUUCAAGGAGAUUAGUUUCCGUGAUAUUUCCUUUGCAGCACUCCACAAAUCCAAAGUCCUACGAGAUGGCACUACCCGAUAUGGACUUCGCCUUGAUCAAGAGUUUUACGAAUUAAUCAUGGGAAAUCCCCAUAUCCGUGCAUUGGACCUACACAACUGCCACUUAGAUACCAAUACAAUCGGUAGCAUUGGGCGUGCCAUCCGAGAUGGGUACACUGCUGGCUUGCGUUUGGAGCUCUUGGACCUCAACGGCAAUAUUGCUUCAGAUGGUGCUGAUGUCAUGACUCUUGCCAAAGGGAUCGUCAAACACGCUGGCACACUUCAAUGUCUCGAUGUUGGUAACUGUCAGGUUACAGGCGAUGGUAUCAAUCAAAUCAUGCAUGCAUUCGUUGCUAACCCAGAUGUAGCGUCACAUCUGCUGGAGACAUUUAGCAUCCAUAAUAAUGCAGAGAGCAAAGUUAAUUCCUUCAUCUUGGAUAUGUUCUUGAAACAUUCGAUGCGCCUUGAGUCACUGAACCUUUCGGACUUGACCUCUUGGAGUAAGUCCCCAAUUUUAAUGGCUGAGACUCUGACUAGCUGUGGUGGUAGUCUCAAGUCCUUGGAUUUAAGUGGCAUGGCAUUGCACCCUUCUACACUGGAUCAGGUCCUUACUUGGCUCUCAAGCAGCGGUUGCAAGUCUCUGGAGCAGAUCAAAGUCGAAGGAUGCGGAUUGGAUGGCAACCAGCUUGCCAGUAUCCUAGAGGCGAUUGGUCAAAGCGGGAACCGUAAAAUUGAGGUCCUCGCUGGACGGAACUUGCUUUCAGAUGGACAAGAUUUGCCCGACAACUUACUUGGUAUCUUGGCUACUGGAGAGACAGCGACCUCUUUGGGCCUUCGAAGGACCUGCUGGAGUGAGUCGGCAUUGCGCCAGCUGUUCGUUAGCUUGAGCCAGAGUUACACGCUCAAGAAGCUAGACUUGAGCGCUGUUUCGUUGGCGUCGAGCCGCGAUCCUGAUGUGGAAACAUGUAAACUUUUAGGCCAAAUGCUUGCUUCAUCCGCAGGUCGCUUAGAGGAAUUGUAUAUUCAGGGCGAGGAGACUCCAGAGUUGACAUCUCGCAUGGGCAGAAACUUAUGGAGAUCAUUUGAGGGGCUAGGCCAUAGUCGAUACUUGGCUAGGCUCGAUGUACGACGUAAUCGAUUCAAGGACGAAGGAGCCAUGGCUCUUGCGGAAGCCCUUCGUGUCAACCAGAGCUUGGUUUGGUUGGAUAUGGAUGAGAAUGAUGUGACAACGGACGGAUUUAACGCAAUCUUGUCUGCAUUCUACCAGGGCGGUACUGAGCAGGUACCCACCAGCAGUCGGUAUUACAACAGCACAUUGUGCUACUUUGAGCCUCCGGUGAGGGAUGUAAAUAAACAGACUCAGAUGCUCAAGGAUGCCAUGUUGGAGACUUACAAGACCGAACAAGAAACACGGUUCUUGUUGAGCAACUCUACAGGUAAAGAUGCGCGCGAGUGGAAGGAGCGUUUAGCACAAAUCAUUCGACAGCGCAGCCAGAGUUCUGAAGCGAUCGCACGUCUUGAACGUGCAAUUCAGGGUAUUACAGCUAUUGUGGACCGUAACAAGGCAGCCAUGGAUGCUGUGAUUCGUGAUCGAGAGCGCCGACGUGAACGAGAUCACGGCUACGAUCAGACCAAUGAUCAUCGGCACUAA